Molecule: messenger RNA, 828 nt
Organism: Salvelinus namaycush (lake trout)
Lineage: Eukaryota; Metazoa; Chordata; Actinopteri; Salmoniformes; Salmonidae
Product: nuclear receptor 2C2-associated protein
Exons: 5
Coding region: 66-491 (141 amino acids)
Source: RefSeq, a predicted model, not a curated record
UCGUACAUAGAAGAGCUUAAUCUCUAUUACAAUACGGCAAUUUGCCCUCAGUUGUGAGAUCAGACAUGGCGUCCUCAUUGAUUUGCAGUGAAACACAGAGCAGAGUAAGCUCGGUUUUAAACAGAGAUGUCAAGCAAUUUGGGAAGAAGUACAUGUUUGACUCAAAUGAAGAAACUUGCUGGAACUCUGACCAGGGUGAUUCUCAGUGGGUUACUCUUGAAUUCCCACAGCCCGUCAGAGUGUCAGAAUUAAAGGUGCAGUUCCAAGGAGGCUUUUCAGGAAAAACAUGCAGAUUGGAAGGAAGCCCAAAAGCUGGAGAACUGGCAAACACCACACAUUUUUACCCCGAAGACAACAGCUCACUACAAAGCUUUCCCAUUCAGGAGGCCCACAUGGUGCACAGGCUAAAAAUAGUGUUUGAGAACAGUGCUGACUUUUUUGGGCGAAUAAUUGUUUACUCCUUGGAUGUCCUGGGGGAAAGAGCUUUGUGACGUUUUUGUUUCUGCAUGAGAGAGAGCAAGACCUACAGGGAAAGAGGGUGUAGUACCAUUGAAUAACAUGACUGCUGGAAGACUGUACCACCCACAUGAACUUUGGAAUGGGAACCAUAUCUGACUAUUUUUGGUGAGGACAUUUUUAGUUGGUCACCUGCUUGCAUCACAGAAACAACAAGGGGAUAAAGGAGGACUCUGGAUCUGGAUUUUUAUUGCAGCUUUACAGGCUUUAAGGUCACGUAACCACAUGCCUAUUGAAAUGUUCUUGUGCCUUAUUUGAUUUGCCAUUCCAAAUGAACAUUGUAAAAUUCUUAAGCAAUUUGUUUUUAUUUGU